UGAACAAGUAGGACGUCGAUAUAUCGCCGCGCUCCUCGAGUUUGUCGCAUAAACAUGGAAACACGACCUUAUUUACCGAAGAUGGCAAAUUUUUUAACAGCCCUUACGAUUUCGGGACUUAAAUAAACAGAAACGACGCAUUUCUCUCAAAAUAAUGGUGUUAACAAAGUAAAUUCAAUAUUGGAUUAGAGAAAAACAUCAGUAAUGUGGUGAAAGUGAAUAGUUUUUUCGUAACCAUGAACAAUAAAGAUGACGAGUGAACGACGUGAGCAGCACACCUGCAUCAAAAUGAGCAACGCAUUGAACUCGCUCGGCUACGGCGAAGCGUGCGGCGCGCGAUGGACGCUGGGCGCGCUAUUGCUGGCACCGCUGGCAGCCGCCAACUCUAGCUACUGUGCAGUGCCUGCGGUGCUGCUGCUAGCUGCUUUCAUCACUGUUGCCACUUUUACAUGCAAGGACCUGAAGAAGCUGGCCGAAAUACUACCACCGUCGAAAACGUCUAGAGGCCGACGCGAGCGCAACCUGCGCUCUUUCGCCGACUUCAUGGCGAUGUGGAUGACGUUUCUGUCUCACCUGGUGGCCGUGGCUAUCUGCGCCAGGAUCCUCAGCGCCACGGCUGACCACGUGACCGCCGGUCGGACCAGGCGAUGGCUGUUUGGGUACGAGACUAGAGCCCUGGGAGAACCCUGGCCUGAUGUAUUGGGGGUCACCGUCGUGAUGGUGGUUUGCGCUAUGUUCAUGUGUGGACUGGAGGAAAGUAUGAUGUUCACGUUUAUGUUGCUGAUUCUUCUGUACAUAUUUAGCCAAUUCUUUGCCAUUGUCGGCCUUAUGAAUUUGGAUAUUGCGAAUAUUAAUAUUCCUAUACCUAUAACAAUUAAUGAGAUGUUUGCUGCUGGUGCGCCAAUAUCUUACGCUUUUAGUGUAGUUUUACCUCCUAAGGAAAGUGGUUCUCUGAAGAAGAAUUUGAUACUUCGUAUUGGUAUGCCAACGGUCGUUCUUGCGGGUCUGUGCUUUUUGUACACCAAUAUGUUAAAAUCGCAUAGCAUUGACGCCGCGCUACCAGUCACAACGUUACUAGAAGCCAGGUCAGCUGGAUGGGUGUGCCCAGUCCUGGCUGCUGUCACAGUCGCUGGUGUUUGCCUAGCCCUCACUGAACUCUGCCCUCUGCUAUUUACUGUGCUUGUGGCCCUGGCUUCACCGGAGUGGAAGGUGCUGACCAGAUCCAUGACUUACGAAAGCACUACCACUGGUAGUCCAGUUCUAGCUGUAUUUACAGCCGGGAGUUUGGCAGCCAUCCUGGCGUUUGCGUGUCCACUAUCGCAUAUGAUUACCCUGAUGAAUGCAAGCCACCUGCUUGGCAUCACAGUGCAGGCGUUCCACUUCAUCAUCAUGCGCUGCGUGCCCACGGCCGAGCAGAAGGAAGCUGGAGACGUGGAGUACAAACGUCUUGGUACCGAGGGCAGUUCCCGAGCCAUGAAGUCAAGCAGCUCAAAACCCAAGCGAGGUCUGUGGUUUAUACCAUCAGCAAUACGCCACACUAAGACUUUGGAGAGCAUCAAGUCUAAAGUGACUGCAAAAGAAACAGAGGAACGCGAGUGUCUUCUACUUGACGAGUACUCUGGAUGUCCAACAGAAGAAAUAGACCAAGCGACCAGCUGUAGCAGUGGAAUCAGGGACUUGCCUACUGUUGAAGUGGAAGAUGUAGUGUCGGACGUCGAAGCUAGUGAGGGUGAACUGUCUUCAGGAGAUGACUCUACCGAUAUCGAUGCGGUAGUGAAGGAGUAUAGAGAUAGGAUUCAAGUGGUAACAGCGGUUCCCGAAGCCAGCAUGCCCACCCCGCCCAGCGUGCGGGGCGCGCGAUGGUCCGCAGUAGGGGCCGUGGUCCAAGUGCUGGCAGACGCCUUCAUAGCGACCGCUUUCUGCAAUGAGGCCAUCAGGGUGCCUAUGUUUGCGACUGGCGUACCUUUAUGGCUGUGCGGAACCUUCAUUACCGCGUGGCAGCCAGCUCACAACCUGGGCUUGAGGAAAACUCAAAGCAUUCAGGGGCCUGUGGCAAUGCUGAUCGCGCUGCUGUUCCUUACACCACUCCUGCUCGACUCCUGGCCGGCCAUCACGCUCUUUGCUGGAGCUGGCGUGGUGAUAUACGCCCGCUGCGAGCGCUGGUGCGGCGACCUGGCAGUGCGGCAGGCCCGUAGCGCCCUGGAGCGCCGCAAG
This is a messenger RNA of Ostrinia nubilalis (European corn borer), 2214 nucleotides long. RefSeq lists its product as uncharacterized. Gene Ontology annotation, molecular function: L-arginine transmembrane transporter activity; L-lysine transmembrane transporter activity; L-ornithine transmembrane transporter activity. Gene Ontology annotation, cellular component: plasma membrane. Gene Ontology annotation, biological process: L-arginine import across plasma membrane; L-ornithine transmembrane transport. The annotation marks the transcript as partial. The record is from RefSeq and is a predicted model, not a curated record. NCBI's taxonomy places the organism in Eukaryota, Metazoa, Arthropoda, Insecta, Lepidoptera, Crambidae. The transcript has 12 exons.